AUGGCGGCGAGGUGGAGACAUAGAGACGUUGUUGAGUUCCUUGUGAACGAAGGUGCAGAUUUGUCACUUGUGGACCAAUUCCAUAACAACGUCCUCCACGGUGCCUGUAUCGGAGGAGAUGUGCAGAUUGUGAGCUAUCUUCUCUCACGGGACGUGUUGGACAUCAACAGUAAGGGACAUAACGGAAAAACGUCAUUGAUGUUGGCCGCAAUCCAUAAGCAUAGCGGAGUGGUGGACUUGCUUCUUUUGGAAGGAGCUGACAUGUCACCAGUCGACAAUUCCGGUAACAACGUCCUCCACUGCGCCUGUCUUGGAGGAAAUGUGAUGGUUGUGCAGCAUCUUCUGUCACGUGGUCGAGCAGGCAUUUAUGCCAGGAACAAAGGCGGUAAGACAGCAGCCGACCUAGCCAGAGACAAAGGUUUUGGUAGAAUAAAUGAUCUUCUUGCUUCAUUUGGCGUUUACAAGUAA
This is a messenger RNA of Haliotis rubra (blacklip abalone), 468 nucleotides long. RefSeq names its product integrin-linked protein kinase homolog pat-4-like. Gene Ontology annotation, molecular function: protein binding. Lineage: Eukaryota; Metazoa; Mollusca; Gastropoda; Lepetellida; Haliotidae. The transcript has a single exon. The record is from RefSeq and is a predicted model, not a curated record. Gene Ontology annotation, biological process: regulation of barbed-end actin filament capping. Gene Ontology annotation, cellular component: nucleus; cytoplasm. Bases 1 to 468 code for a protein of 155 amino acids.